Messenger RNA from Ilex paraguariensis (yerba mate), 813 nucleotides. Lineage: Eukaryota; Viridiplantae; Streptophyta; Magnoliopsida; Aquifoliales; Aquifoliaceae. The record is from the annotation of a GenBank genome assembly.
AUGACCUCUCAGCGGAGCUUGACAAGGCCAAGGCUGAAGCUAAGAAGAGGAUGGUUUGAUGUUAAAGUUUCUACCGCUGAGACAAAGCUAGCUGAGGACAAGACAAAUUGCAGAGCUUUUGACAAAUGUAGGGAGCAGGGAGGCCCAAAUCCGUCAGGAAAAGUUACAAAUGAACAUGGUAAAGCCAUGAUUGAUGAGGAAGAUGAUGAGGCCAAAAGCAAGCUCAAGGCUUCACGAGAAGAGCCUCCUCCCCUUUAUUAUUCCCAUAAGCUUCCCUCCCCUACACUUCAGGAGAACAUUUGGGGACCCAUUAUGACUACUGAUCUUCGAAUCGAGGAGGUGGUAGAGUAUGAUGAUCUAUUUAGUGAAUAUGAUGGAGGUGAAAAUCUGGAAGAGGCUAGCCAGAGAGGUGGUAAUCGAGAGGGUGAUGGACAAGACAGUGGGCCGCUUCAAUUUUUAAUGGUACCUCUUUGUUUACCUUUUAUUGACUUGAUUGGGAAGCUGAAUGUCCUCUCAACGGAGCUUGACAAGGCCAAGGCUGAAGACGAGAAGAGGAUGGUUGAUGUGAUGCUUAGAGUUUAUACCACCAAGACAAAGCUAGCUGAGGCCAUAAUUGAUGAGGAAGAUGAUAGGGCCAAAAGCAAGCCUGAGGGAGAUGCAUGCCAUAAGGAUGUGGUAGAGGAUGACAAUCUGUUUAGCGAAUAUAAUGGUUAUGAUAGUUUUGAUCAAGGAGGUGCAUGCCUUGAAGAGGCUGGCAAGGUAGGUGGUAGUCGAGAGGGUGAUGGACAAGACGGUGGUGGCCAAAAUGAGUAA